AUGGAUUCGACAUUGGUAGUGGGCGACGAUAGGUCAUCAAGAGGUCCCAAGUAUGACUCUAGACGUGACUAUGAAGAGGAUGAACGACCGGCCAAGCGACGACGAAUGGGAAUGGUGGAGACGGUGCUGACGACUGCAAUAUCGGUGGCGAUUGUAUCGACUGCAGUGGGGUAUACGGCUUACCGAAUGUGGCGUGAUGGCGGGCUGACAGUAAACCCAAAGGCGGUGGAAGCGGCGGAGAGAACGAAUGAAGAGGACGACCAAGGAGAGGAAACGAUGGGUCGGGGUGAACGCAAUACGAGGUUGAAACGGAUAGUCUUGCCACCACCACCGCCAUAUGCACAAAUCGAACCUCCUGUUGCGUCGCCGAGAGUUGUGCGCAAAGAGGCGAGGGCCGCCGAGGAAAGACGGAAGCAUGGAAAGAAGCGGCGAGGACGACGAAGAGCCGAUGAAGGUUCUAGCGUAGUGCCGGUACUGCCCCCGUCGCCAUUGAAGCGCAAGAUGGAAGAGGAAAGGACGUACGAUACGCAGAAAAGGCUAAACCCGGUGACUGAAGAGGAUGGGGACGUACUCGAGGAGCAAAUGGACUGGAUGUCUGCGCAGCUCCAGGGACUCAUCGAAAACGGUCGGCGGGCAUUGGCGAAAGAGAUUAGUCUUGGAUCCGAGUCGGAAGAUGUUACGGGAUGGGAAGACGAAUGA
Molecule: messenger RNA, 699 nt
Organism: Serendipita indica DSM 11827
Lineage: Eukaryota; Fungi; Basidiomycota; Agaricomycetes; Sebacinales; Serendipitaceae
Source: the annotation of a GenBank genome assembly